Molecule: messenger RNA, 3714 nt
Organism: Cygnus olor (mute swan)
Lineage: Eukaryota; Metazoa; Chordata; Aves; Anseriformes; Anatidae
Gene: ARMC3
Product: armadillo repeat containing 3
Exons: 22
Coding region: 635-3124 (829 amino acids)
Biological process (GO): intracellular protein transport; vesicle-mediated transport
Cellular component (GO): membrane coat
Molecular function (GO): protein binding
Source: RefSeq, a predicted model, not a curated record
AUCGCCCCCGGGCGGGUCGGGGAGCGGGGCCGGGGGACUGAGGGGAGAGCCGGUGGUGGAGGAAUAACGCCCAGUUUGUGUUUUAUUUCUUAAAGUUUCCUUCAGCCGCAGCCAGCCCAGCGACCGCCUUAUUGCCUGCGUGGUAGCAGCGUCUACACCAGUAAGGAAAGUGGUGCAGUCUCAAGGUUAUAAUAAAGCUGUGAGAUUUAUCUGCAGAGUUUAUGUGGAAUAGUAACGUGAGAGGAAUAAUUGUUCUCAGGAGGGACUUCUGAGUCUUUGACAUAGAGGCAAAAUGUUCUAGUCACGGAGGUGUUACUGGAGAUGGGCCUGUUCCUUCAGCCCCCUUAAAAAAGACAAGGUGGCUGUGUUAUGUCAUGUGCCUAGUCCUGCUAAUGCUCAGUCUGCUGUGAUAGCAUCAGCCAGACAUAGCGUGGCAUGUGGAUUCAUGUGGAGAAACAGGAAUGGGUAAAAAAGUGAAGAAGGAAGUAGAGCCUCCACCCAAGGAUGUGCAUACAAACCAGAGUGACUGGGCAUGUGUAGUUCUUUGUGAAGAUUGUUGUCUUUGGCAAGCUUCGCAAGUAGUAAUUUUGAUCCUCUAUUGAUUGAAAGCAAAACAGCAGCAACGGUCGUGCUAAUGCUUAGUUCGCCUGAAGAGGAAGUUUUGGCCAAAGCGUGUGAUGCUAUAUAUAAAUUUGCAUCAAAAGGUGAUGAAAACAAAGUGACACUUCUUGGUCUUGGAGCAGUGGAACGUCUGUAUAAACUCAUCUCACAUGAAGAUCCAAUUGUACGCAGAAAUGCCAUGAUGGUGCUUGGUAUCAUGGCUUCUAAUCAUGAUGUCAAGAAGUUACUGAGGGAACUGGAUGUCACAAAUGCACUUUUAUCCCACCUGGUGCCAGAAGAAGAUGUGGUUAUUCAUGAAUUUGCUACUCUGUGUCUGGCACAAAUGGCUGUUGAAUAUACUACUAAAGUACAAAUAUUUGAGCAAGGUGGAUUAGAACCACUUAUCAGACUACUAGAUAGUCCUGAUCCUGAUGUUAAGAAGAAUUCAGUUGAAUGUAUCUAUCUCCUGGUACAGGAUUUUCAAAGCCGUGCUGCAGUUUGCGAACUGAAUGUAAUUCCACCCUUGCUGGAACUACUGAAGUCUGAAUACCCAGUUAUUCAGUUGUUAGCCCUUAAAACCUUGGAAGUAAUUAGCAAAGACAGAGGAACCAGGAUAAUACUGGGAGAAAAUCAAGGCUUAGAUUGUCUUCUGAAGAUACUGGAAACCAAUGAAUUUAACGAUCUACAUGUGGAAGCUCUUGCUGUGUUGGGAAAUUGUCUUGAAGAUGUGCAUGCUAUGCAAUUGAUUCAGCAGACAGGAGGCCUUAAAAAGCUACUUUCAUUUGUAGGAGACUCUACUGUUCCUGAUAUUCAGAAGAAUGCAGCAAAGGCAAUUGCCAAAGCAGCUUAUGAUUCUGAAAAUAGAAAAAUAUUAAACGAGGAAGAGGUUGAGAACUGCCUCAUAAACCUUUUGGAAAUUGAUAAUGAUGGAGUUAAAGUUGCUGCUUCCCAAGCGAUUUCUGCCAUGUGUGAGAAUUUAUCUAGCAAACGUGCGUUUGGACUCCAGGGGAUUCCCCAGCUGGUAGAGUUGCUAAGCAGUAACAAUGAAGAGGUAAAAGAAGCUGCAGUCAUAGCAUUAGCUAAUUUGACAACAGCCAGUCCUAGUAAUUCAAGUGCUGUUGCUGAGGCGGAAGGAAUUGAGCCACUAGUAAAAACCUUGAAUGCUCAGAGGGAUGGAGCCGUUGCUAAUGCUGCUGCAGUGCUGACAAACAUGGCCACACAAGAACCCUUACGCCUAAGCGUUCAGAGCCAUGGGGCCAUGAGUGCGCUCACGGAGCCGCUGCGCUCGACCAGCAGCCCAGUGCAAAGCAGAGCAGCGCUCGCUGUGGCUGCCUUGGGUUGUGAUGCUGAUGCCAGAGCUGAGUUACGAAAUGCAGGUGGACUGGGACCACUUGUUGAACUGCUGCAUUCCAAAAACGAAGAAGUCAGAAGAAAUGCCUGUUGGGCUGUUAUGGUCUGUGCAAGUGAUGAACUCACCGCUGUCGAACUGUGCAGGCUAGGUGCUUUAGACAUCCUAGAAGAAAUUAAUCUGUCAACAGGGCGCAAAAAUAACUUUAGUGAAGCUGCUUUGGAAAAACUACUUGAUAACAGUCUUUCCCAAAAGUACAGCCAGAUGGGUUAUUUAUCAUCAAGUAAUGUCAUUACUGAUGGAUUCUAUGAUUAUGGUCAGAUAAAACCUGGAAUUAAACUUUUAUCUUUGGAGGAACUCAGUAUGCAAGAACUUACUGACCGUAGGGCCAUAAUCUUCAUUAAUGCUAAACCACAAGAAGAUGUCCUUGCAGUAGAGGAAAAGCCACAAAAUUCAUCUUAUGAACAGACUACCUUGUCACCUUCUGUUUCAAGAAAAAGCAGUAGAGAAAAAUCAAGCUUAAUGGUAUCCCCAGUAGAGGAAAAGCAGGAGCCACCUGGAAGAUCUUCGUUCAGUAAAAGCAGCAGUAAAGAAAAAGGCUUAAGAAAAGGGAAGGGGAAAAAAGAAGAGGAAAAAAUUAUAGAUGUUACUCAGAUUAUAUCCAAAGUCCAGGAUGAAAUAAAUCAAGAAAAUGCACAAUGGCAACCACCACCUGACUUCAUUUUACUGGAUUAUAUUUAUGAUGCUUCUAAAACAAUCCUACCACUCACUACUACGCGGGAACAGGUUGUGGCUCUUGCACAGUUUGUUGCAGACAAGAUGGGUGGUGCAAUUGAAAGAGACAAACUACAUGACUUCAGCUGGGAACUUCAUAUAAGUGAAAUAGAAUAUGAACUGAAAUCCAAUGUUGUGCCUAUUGGGAAAGUGAAAAAAGGGACAUUUUACCACAGGGCUUUACUUUUCAAGGUGAUAGCAGACAGAAUUGGAAUUGGCUGUAGUUUAGUUCGUGGCGAGUAUAACAGAGCUUGGAAUGAAGUUAAAUUGGUUGAUGACUCUCCACAAGGAGUAACUGGGCUUCUGCUUCCUCCUCAAGAGUAUAUUGUAGAUCUAAUGUUUGAGCCAGGCUUUUUGAUGAAACAGGGAAGUGCAGAGGCAGAUCAGUACAAACGUAUUUAAUCAUUCCCAAAUUUCUCCAAAUAAGCAUUUAAAGAUGAUUGCAAUGUUAUUUCUUAUGAAAUAAAAGGGGCUUGCCAUCCGGUUAUCAAAAAGAAGCAUAUGUUUCUAUAGUCAUUUGCUGAAAGAUGUUCUCUUUUCUGAGAACUCACUUCAGAUAUCUGCAUCUGGUAUAUUGUCCUAAGCAUUGAAUUAAACAUACUUUACAUAGCCAAUCUCAAUUCUUAGAUAUUUGUGGAGACUUGGGUGUGGGAGGUGGCACUCUUUUAAGAUGAAAUUGUAAAACUAUAGAUUAAAAUUUGGUAGAUCAAGAAUAUUUGAUAUGUGUUAACAUUAUACUACUUAUUAAAUAGGUUUAAAUUAUUUCCAAAAUACAGUAUAUUCUUUUGUUUGUUUCUUACAUUCCUUCAACCCCCAUGCACAAUUACAGGAAUUAUGUGUUCAUGAAGCAAGAAAAUGUGAUGUCUGGUGAAAUAACAAGUCGUCUAAAAACAAUUGCACAUUUUUUUUGUGUGUGUGUCCUGGUUUCAGUUAGGACAGAGUUAAUUUUCCUCCUAGUAGCUGGUAGGGUGCUGUGUUUUGGAUUAGGAUGA